AUGAGAAUAUUUUAUAUUACAUUACCAUUAGCCGUUUCCUGUCUGGCAGGAAAUGUAAAUGGAGCCCACAUUAACCUGGUUAGCCAUUCCAAUAACCCUGGAACGCUUGGUUUGUGCCAAGGUGACUGUGAUAUCGAUGAACACUGUGCAGAUGGCUUGAUUUGCUUUCAACGCGACGAGUUCGAAGAGGUCCAAGGUUGUUCCGGUGGGGAGUAUGAUGGCAGCAAGACCGACUAUUGUGCUCCUGAAACCUUUCCUACGUCGCCAACCUCUGUACCAAUGAGACAACUUCCAGUCCCGACAGUUAGGACUCCGACUAACGCAGCUCCUGUUGCGAUUGCCUUCAAUCCGACUUCUUUCCCUGCAUUAGUCGUGUAUGGAGGCAAUCCACCAGCUUCUCUUCUGCCCUUGGGCAGAUGUGAGGGAGAUUGCGACGUCGACGAUCAUUGCGGCCCUGGACUCUUUUGCUUUCAACGGGGUAGAAAUGAGCCUGUCCCUGGCUGUUCUGGGGGUGCAGCGGAUAAUUCACGCACAGAUUAUUGUGUACCAAAGGCUGGCUUCCCCCGUAUCCCAACACCACAAGAAUUGCCAUCCAUGCCCCCAACACCCUCUCCAUCCACUGCGACUACGGCACCAUCAAUAGCACCCGAACCAACCGAUGAACCAACCGAUGAGCCAACCAUCUCUACUAUCCCAGGACCGCAAGCAUUGCCAUCGAUAUCCCCAACACCGUUUCCAUCCACUGCGACUGCGUCACCAUCAACCGCACCCGAACCAACCGAUGAGCCAACCCUCUCUCCUACUAUUUCGGCUCCAACAUACAGUGCUCCUGUUUCAGAUCUAAAUCCCCUUCCUGCAUUGAUCUCAUUUGGGAGCGACCCACCUCCCUUCCGAAUGCCGUUACAGUUGUGCCAAGGAGAUUGCGACGGAGACUCUGACUGUCAGCCUGGCUUGAUCUGCUUACAAAGAGGAAGCAAUGAACCCGUAAAUGGCUGCAGUGGAGGUAUUAUUGACAAUAGCAGGACCGAUUAUUGUGUUUCAGGACCAAACAUCGCUACACCCUCUCCUAGUUUAUCCCCAGUCGAAGCCCCUACAAACACACCAAGUCUGUCUCCAGUGGAAGAUCCAACGAAUCCACCAAGUCUAUCUCCAGUGGAAGAUCCAACGAAUCUACCAAGUUUAUCUCCAGCGGAAGAUCCAACGAAUCCACCAAGUCUAUCUCUAGUGGAAGAUCCAACAAAUCCACCGAUUCUAUCUCCGGUUGGAGAGCCAACUUUUCCACCACUCCCAGACCUUGUUUCCUAUGGCGGUGACCCUCCACCAGCGGUCUAUCCUUUGAAACUUUGUGAGGGAGAUUGCGACGAAGACUCGGACUGUCAGCCUGGUCUAAUCUGCUAUCAGAAAGAUAGUUUUGAGGUCGUUCCUGGAUGCAAUGGGGGGCUGAACGAUGAAAGUGAAGAAGAUUAUUGUGUCCAGCCCGUCACACCAGCUGUAGAAACCUAUACUCCAGGAAAGUUGACAGUCCAAAAACUUGGACUGUUGCUCUCGGAAGGAUUGGAUGCUCGAAUCAUUGCAACCACCGGAGAACGAGUCCGAUAUCAUGAUGGUAGGGAAUCCAUGGAGACAUUCCAUUUGAAUCCUGAUGCUGGAGCCACUUUUCAAGACGAACGUGAAGGCAAUGAAGGUGGUUGGAUUUAUGUCAGCAAUUCAGAAGUCAAUGAUGCACAAGGCGGAGUUGGUGCAAUUACUUUUGACAAGGAUGGUAACAUCCUCGAGUACAAGAUGCUGCUGAAAAGGAGUUCCAUGAACUGUGGCGGUGGGCGAACUCCUUUUGAUACUUGGGUCACCUGCGAGGAGGUAGAUGCGGAAGGACAGCUCUAUCAAGUGGACCCAACUGGUAAAAGAUCGCCUCAAGUGCUUACUCUUGGCAAGGAUGGAGGGCGUUUUGAGAGUUUUGCCUUUGAUGUGCGUAAUCGCAUGAUUCCCCAUUUCUUUGUCACCGAAGAUCAUGAACAAGGAUGCCUGCGCCGAUUCACUCCUUUGAAUCCUGAUUGGGAAAAUGAUCCAUGGAGCAUGUUGCAUGGAGAUGGCAAAGUAGACUAUCUUUUCCUCCGCCCCAGUGAAACUGGCGAAUUUGGAACCUACGAGUGGAUUGAUGACCUAUCAAGAGCCCGAUCCAAUGCGCAAAAGUACUAUCGAUUUUCCGAAGGGAUUGAUGUGAGCGGGUCGGAACUAUUCUAUGUCUGCAAGGAAUCCAAACACAUGUUUACUCUUGAUCUAGAUCGCGGGACUUAUACUCGCCAGUCUACGGUGAAUGGUCUCUUUGAUGGUACUCCCGAUCAGAUUGAACGUGUCCUAGAAGGCUCGUCCGAGUUUCUCUACUUUACCGAAGAAGGUGGCAGGGAUGCUGGAGUUCACGCUCGCAAUGCUGAUGGGAGUUUCUUUACAGUCUUUGAAUCCCCAGUUUACCCAGACGAAACAACCGGCCUCUCGUGGUCUCCCGAUGGCCGUAUCAUGUACGUGGCCUAUCAAUUCACUGGACUUUUGUUCAGUAUUUGGAGACAAGACGGAGAACCAUUUCACCAGACUCAAUUGGAUGUCAAAUUCCAUCAUCAAGUUUGA
This is a messenger RNA of Cylindrotheca closterium, 2622 nucleotides long. The record is from the annotation of a GenBank genome assembly. NCBI's taxonomy places the organism in Eukaryota, Bacillariophyta, Bacillariophyceae, Bacillariales, Bacillariaceae.